This is a messenger RNA of Oryza sativa Japonica Group (Japanese rice), 1668 nucleotides long. RefSeq lists its product as uncharacterized. The record is from RefSeq and is a predicted model, not a curated record. Lineage: Eukaryota; Viridiplantae; Streptophyta; Magnoliopsida; Poales; Poaceae.
CUCAUUUCCCUCCUUCCUCACGGCUUCCUCCCUCCCUCCCUCCCUCCCCGCCAUCUCCACGACUCUUAAACCCGCUCCGCCACCACGAGCUCUCCGGCAAGCCAAGUCAGUCAGAGCCACCCGAAAUGGAAGUAAUGGUGCGCCCCGCCUCGCCGCCGCCGCGCCACCACGACUUCCGGUUCGACAGCCCGGCGGCGAGCCCGUACGCCACGGCGCUGUCCAGCCCGCGUGGCCGCCUCGCCACGGCCACGUUCUUGACGGCGCCGCCGUCGCCUGACCCGUUCGAGGCCGUCAUGGCGGCGCAGCAGCAGCCGGAGACGCCGCGCCUCACCCACGCCAACCCGUUCGACCUCUUCCAGCACUUCAGCAGCGCGCCGGCCAGCCCCAGGCGCGCCGCCGCCAUCUACGCGCACUUCGCCGAGGGGGGCAACGGGGGUGGCCGCGAUGACGGCGAGGAUGAGGAGGAGGAGGACGACGACGACGACGAGGGGUUCCGGCCGCGGGCGUCGUACACCGUUAACGCCUCGUCCGUGCCGUUCGAUUGGGAGGAGAGGCCCGGGACGCCGAAGGCCGGGCUCGGUGGCGGCGGCGGCGGCGCGGCGUGGGAUACGGACUUCGAAUUCGGCACGGUCGUCGACAAGGCCGCGCCGGAGGAGAAUCUGACGACCGCCGACGAGCUCUUCGAGAAGGGUAAAAUCCGGCCGCUGAAGGCGCCGCUGCCGAAGACGGCCGACGAGCUCUUCGACAAGGGCAAGGUCCGGCCGCUGAAGCCGCCUCCUGGGCUGCUCGACGGCGGGAGCGUCGCGUCGUCGCCGCGGUCGCCGAUGUCGAGAGGCGGCGGCAUGUGGUCGCCUCGCCGACGGAGCAGGGUCGGCUCCGGCGUCGACUUCGACCCGUUCGCCGCUGCUCUGCUGGAGGCGACCAAGGCGCCGUCGCCGUCGCCGUCGCCGCUCGGCGUCGCCGCCUCAGGCUCCCCGGCCAAGAAAGCCGACCAGUUCACCACCCGUCCGGCCUCCAAGAGCGCCGGGUGGAGGAGGUGGCGGCUCAGCGACCUCCUCCUGUUCCGGAGCUCGUCGGAACACGGCCGCGUGACCAAGGACCCGAUCUUCAAGAGCUCGCCGGCGAGACACCCCGACUCGCCGGUGAAGAAGGCGAGCGCACGGCCCACGACGACGCCGGGCAAGGCCAAUGGCAAAGCCGACACCGCGAGCAAGCCGAGGAAGCACGCCGGCGACAAGAACGCCGCGGCGGCGGCGGAGGGCAUCCUCGGGUCCGUCAGGCUGAGCCCGCUGCAGCGGCUGGCGAGAGGGCUCAGAGGAAGCUCGUGGUACCACGGCCAUGGCGGCAUGGCGAAGCUUGGGACCAAAGGGUGAAGGAAAUCCAUGGCGAUCGGUAGCUUCAUUGCUCGCCAUUGUCCAUACAAGAGGUGGUGGUUUUUUCAUUUUUCUUCUUAUUUUUUCUUUUCUUGGAAAUAAUUUUGUAAAACUUAUUUGAAAGUUGAAACCAUGUAAAAUGUGCCGAACAUUUUUGUUUUUGGUGUUUGGUUUCCUUCUCUUUCUCGAGCUUGACCGUAUUAUCAUACACAUGUACUUUAUGUGAAUUUUUUUUAGAUAUAGUUUAUAUGGCUAUACAUAAUAGAAGAAAUAUAAAAUGACAAAUGGUUAAUUA